Molecule: messenger RNA, 661 nt
Organism: Plectropomus leopardus (leopard coralgrouper)
Lineage: Eukaryota; Metazoa; Chordata; Actinopteri; Perciformes; Serranidae
Source: RefSeq, a predicted model, not a curated record
UGGGUCGUCGUUGAGGUUCGAGGACGUUGCCGGUCAGGAUCUGGCGAAGCAGGCGCUGCAGGAGAUCGUCAUCCUGCCGGCGCUGAGGCCCGAGCUGUUUACAGGACUGCGAACUCCAGCCAGAGGACUCCUUCUGUUCGGCCCGCCCGGCAACGGCAAGACCAUGCUGGCCAAAGCUGUGGCAGCCGAGUCCAACGCCACCUUCUUCAACAUCAGCGCCGCCAGCCUCACCUCCAAAUACGUGGGUGAAGGAGAGAAGCUGGUCCGAGCUCUGUUCUCCGUGGCCCGUGAGCUGCAGCCGUCCAUCAUCUUCAUCGAUGAAGUGGACAGUCUGCUGUGUGAACGGAGGGAGGGCGAGCAGGACGCCAGCCGACGCCUCAAGACCGAGUUCCUCAUCGAGUUUGACGGAGUCCAGUCUGGAGGAGACGAGCGGGUUCUGGUGAUGGGCGCCACCAACAGGCCUCAGGAGCUGGACCAGGCUGUUCUCAGGCGUUUUACGAAGCGCGUGUACGUCGCUCUGCCUGUCGAGGAGACUCGCUUCCAGCUGCUGAAGAACCUGUUGGGGAAACACAGCAGCUCGCUGACGCAGCGGGAGCUGAUCCAGCUGGCCAGGUCGUCGCUCAUCAGCUGCUCAUCAAACAUGGUGUUAUCUGUGCUGUGA